AUGACCGGGCUCAAACUGGAGGAUCCGACUGUUGAUGUGGCCGACAUUGAGAAAUACCGUUUGGCGUUUCUCAUGCAGUUCUUUGUGCAGCACAAACCCCGCUUCCGGUUCCCAAGACUUCGUUUGCAGGAUCUUUAUCAACGUGUAAUCAAAGAUCCGGAACCCACAGCAUUUUGCGAUCUUGUGGCCCGCAUCCUCCGUUUCCUCAGUCAUGGAGAUCCAGAAAUCUCAAUUGACCACGUGGAUCAGGCUUUGGAUCGAUUCACUGUGGAUAAGCGCACCUCAUAUCGAAUUCAAAUGCAGCGACAUCGGAACGGCAAACCGGUGCAUCAGCUCAGUGCCGAGGCUCGGGCUGCACUUUUAGACAAUUUGAUUGAGUCUGUAUACGAUGAGCAGCCGGAUUUCAAUUUCACCACCACCGGAUUCAAUACUAGCGGACUACCCAAUGGAGUACGUUCUUCAAACGGGGCUGCCGGGGAUGCAGUUGGUGCGAACGAUUCAGAUAACAGUGGCCUAUUCGGAACCGGUGGUGGAAAUUCCAGUUCUGGUGGUCUGGGGCUUGGGGAUGGUGCAGGGGGCACCGGAGAUUUUAAUGAACAGGAAGAUGUGAAUGUCCUAAUUAAAGCCGGCCAGGAUGCGCAAGGUUGUAGUUACUAUUAUAUGGAUGAUUUACGGCUAUAUCGUGAACGACCCCAAAGCGGCAUUUCCUCUCAAUGGGAUGUGGCUGUCGGACCAACUGCCGCUCAAUGGCAGGCCUUCAUCUCCUCGUUGAGUCGCAACGAGAAAGAAUACGAUUUAUAUUAUUUCCUACAACACGAAUUAUUCGAGCUGGUCAAGGAGAGUCUGGAUGUGUACGAAUUGCAUGCGGUCAAUGGCGAAUUGGAUACGAGUUACUUGCGUGCCAAGGAGGCCAGUGAAUUGACUGAAUUAAGGCGUCUCAAAGGAUUGAGUUCAGCUAAAUCCAACGGUCCCAAUACUGACGAGUCAAAAUUCCCACUGACAACGGUCACUAGUUUGGGCUCUAAUGGACCAAAAAGCGCUUCACCCGCGUUCUCCGGUGGUCACGGAGCUUGCGGGAUCGGUAGUGCCGGUAGUUCAGCUUCUGGUGCUCCACUUACCCCCAGUUCUGCACGAACCCCUACCUCCGCUCCCCCGGCCACAGCUCUUUUACCCAACGGUUAUCCGACUCCGUCUAGCACAGGACCAUCCGCUGCAUUGACCGUGGAUGCAACCGAAACACAUGGAUUGGGCAAAAAUGAUCAAAAUGUAUUCACAACCCGUGCAUCCGGCUCAAAUGUAACAAAUGUUCAACCAGCCUGGUCAUCGGAUGCGCGUACUCCGGGUAAAGCGCGAAUUUUCGGUCAGGCAAACGGGGAUGUCACACCGACUGCGUCAGGACCUGUGGCUAAUAAUCUAAUUAAACUCGAAGACGUUCCCAGUGAAACACGAUCUCCGGCUACGGGAUUAGACUCCAGUUCGACCGCUGCACCUACCGCGACCGAGUCCCUCACGAUCCCGAUCCAAACACAAACCGUGCUAUCGGCAACCAAGCCAUCCGCUUCCCCUGGGGUGGAUAGUCAGUCGUUGGGUGCAGGGUCGACAAUGGAUUCCACUGCCAUUAUUCCAACAGAAUCGAGCUGUUUAGAACCAAGUCAUAUGGAACGAGAACUAGCCGCUGUGGUUAGUUCGGAUCCACACGAAAAACCAUCACCCGCUACUGCGGAUGUGAUGGCUUCAUGGGCUCCUUCAAAUAAUCGAGGUGCAAUCGGUCCGUCUCCCCUGCCAGGCACACCUCAACGCGCUGGUGGUCAAACCUCAGGUACUUGUUUAUUGAUAGACUUGAGAAUGUAA
Molecule: messenger RNA, 1851 nt
Organism: Echinostoma caproni
Lineage: Eukaryota; Metazoa; Platyhelminthes; Trematoda; Plagiorchiida; Echinostomatidae
Source: the annotation of a GenBank genome assembly